AUGCCCAAGAUACCGCCGCGCCCCGGCAACCGCCGCAAUGAUCGUUCGGCUUCGCCCAUGCGUGAUAGCUAUGCACCUUCGCCGUUCAAUGAAUGGAGCGGUCCUAGCAUGAGUCGUACCGUUUCGAAUGAUCUGCCCCCGCGUCCUCCCAGCGUCACGAUACCGUCUCUCGGCCAGGAAGGUAUUGAAUAUGCGGAUCUCGACCCAGGAAACGUGUCGGAUAGCCAUCACCAGACACCCGCGGAGACUCGCAAUGUUAGCAGUGAUCUCAAGAUCCACGCACCGAGACCUUCGUUGCCGACAUCAAGUGCUGAAGCAAAAGUCCAGGCUGUUACCCGCACUGAUUCCCGCCAGGCUGCUGCGGCAGGACUGGGCCGUGGCGUUUCGCCUGCUCGCGAGGAACUAGAACGCUCAAGUCGUUCCAUACAUCCCCGAUCGAGUGGCUCACGCGCCGAAUCCUCCACUGCAUCCAAUGAGCGCCGACAUUCUGCCCAUAUCGGAGAGGAGCAGGGCUUCCGUGUGCCCAUGUAUCCCCAUGCCGGUGACGUCCAGGCCCCAUCCCCCAGCCCGUACCUUGACCAGGGCUCCCAGCGGUCGAGCCGCAACCACAACCGUACUCGCAGUGCUCGGGACUCUUCCUUGCCCCCUGGUAGCUACGGUUUGCACGGACAUGGUGUUCAGCAUCCCGAUAAGUUUGAGAAGGCUUGGUAUGAAAAGCAUCCCGAUGAAUACGUGAAGGAAGAAGGACAAUAUGGCCCUGGCGUCGGCACUCCGCGUCCUGAUUGGGCGAUGAGUAGCGACGAUCUAAACAAGAUUGUUCGAAGCUCGGCCCAGACUGGUUCCGGUCUUGGUACUUCCCCAACCAUUGUGGGCACCCCUGAAGAGGAGGUCGGGUAUAUUGCGUCCGACGAGUACAUACAUCAAAUUGCUUCUCCCCCUCCUGACACUCGACUGGAAACUCAACCGACUGUCGAGUCGCCACUUCGACAGAUGAGUUUCCCUUCAGAAGCUGCGCAGAAGCCAACCACCGCAAGCCCGCUGCGUCAACGUAGAUCUAGUUCGCAUGGACCUCAUGAUAGUGGUGUUAUCCAUGUGGAUGAUCCGAUGCAUCCUUUGCACCAUCCGGACGGUUUCGCCCCGACCCCGGCGCUGGAAGAGAAUGAGCCGACAUAUGAGAACACCGUGGAGGAAGAAGAGCCAAUUUUGGCUGCUGAUGAAGUGCGCCCUGAGGCAGCGUACUUGCAUCCCGCCGUCUCGCCGACAUUUGAUCAUCGUGGAAGCUUUGAGGAUGAUGGCCGCAGUCGGACCCCUAGUAUCCACAGUCGUUCCAACAGUCGAUCCACAAGCGCGCAAGCACAAUUCCCGGUGCUGACCCGCUAUGACUCGCGUGAGGAUGCGCAUACACCUCUUGAAGACGUCGACGAGUAUGAGCCUUUGUUCCCUGAAGAGGAUGCUAAUAAAGAGCACACCGUGUCAGCUGCGGAUCGUUUCAAGAAAAGGCCAGACACACUCAAGCAUAGAUUCCCUAGCCAGGAUAUCUGGGAGGAUACCCCGAACAGUUUGCAGCUUCAUGCCACCGUCACCACUCCAGAUCUGCCUAAGCGAGACUCUUCUGAAGUCUUCGAAACACCCGAGCAAGAGGCCACGCGCAGGAUGCAAAACACCAAAGUCGACUCUCAUCAGGUAGCUACCCACAUCCUGGAAGGCGAGAGCGCCAAGGACAGAGCCCCCACGCGACCAGACACUUUGAAACAGCGUUUCCCCAGUAGAGAUAUUUGGGAAGAUGCUCCCGAUAGUCACCAGCUGGUGACCACAAUUGAGCCUGCAAAAGAAGAAUUGAAAAGCCCAGAAGUACCUUCCAGGCCUGAGAUUCCCCCGCGUCCGCAGAGACAGACUCAGUCUACCUCGCCGACCGAAAAGCGCCAACCACCGACAAUCCCAGAGAGACCCAAGCCGCAGGUCCGUACUCGCCCCGCUAAGCCCGUCUCCCGGGCCCCAGCCGGCACCGCCGAAGCCCCGAGAGAGGCUCCUGCAGUCAAGGCCAAGCCCGCAAUCCCUGCUCGUCCGGGCGGAAGCAAGAUCGCAGCCAUGAAGGCUGGCUUCCUCACUGAUUUGAAUGCACGUCUGCAGCUGGGCCCACAGCAGGCCAAGCCUCAGGAAAAGGAUCCCGAGGCGCCGGUUGAAAAGCAGCCUCUGAGCGACACUCGCAAGGGAAGAGCCCGCGGUCCAGCGCGACGAAAGCCAGCCGUCGAGAAGGCGACCUCCAGACUCCCCACUAUUCCAGAGAUCAAGGUCACAGAAGCUUUGAAUGUUUGGCAAGUUGGCCAGGAUGGGAAUCUUGUUGUUGGAAACGGUAACAACGAGAAGCCUGCCGUUGCAAUGAAAGAACCAUCGGUGUCUGUUGAACGCCCAAUGGCCCCUCCAAUCGCCAAGAACACCGCCGGCGAAUCUGUAGACCCAACACCUGAAUCCCCCGUUGCGGAGGAUGUGACCUCGCCCGGAACCACAACAGCGGAUAUUCAGCCCAUACAGACCCCGGAAGAGGCGCCGAAAUCGCCUGAGUCGUCUCCGGUAGCAACCGAAUCCGCAGAGAAGGAGAAGGAAAACGACGACGUGAACAUGACAAAGUCCCCUGAACCUGCAGCUGUUGCCACAGCGAUAGCUGAAUCUGUGUCAACUCCAGCUAAACUGGAUGACGCUCUGGAAGACAUGACUGCGUCAGCUGACGGCAAGAAGGAAUCUGAUGUUAGCAUUCACCGUGAACAGUAG
Molecule: messenger RNA, 2769 nt
Organism: Penicillium egyptiacum
Lineage: Eukaryota; Fungi; Ascomycota; Eurotiomycetes; Eurotiales; Aspergillaceae
Source: the annotation of a GenBank genome assembly